Syngnathus acus (greater pipefish) is the source of this 3416-nucleotide messenger RNA. It is a transcript of the gene sfmbt2, whose product is annotated as Scm like with four mbt domains 2. The transcript is spliced from 23 exons. The coding region runs from base 541 to 3147 and encodes 868 amino acids. Gene Ontology annotation, cellular component: nucleus. Gene Ontology annotation, molecular function: histone binding; transcription corepressor activity. The record is from RefSeq and is a predicted model, not a curated record. NCBI's taxonomy places the organism in Eukaryota, Metazoa, Chordata, Actinopteri, Syngnathiformes, Syngnathidae. Gene Ontology annotation, biological process: regulation of DNA-templated transcription.
GACGUGAAAGCACCAAAGAGCGGCGUUAAAGCUGACUUUGUUCUCUUUCAUUCGUUAUCUGUCUCCGUCAUAAAGCUUUGCUGCGUUGCUCUUCGCCACUAGAGGCUACUGUUGACUUGAACAAGGAAGAGACGCGGAUGAAGCAAUUUACGCGAAUGCUGGAGAGAGAGCAUGAGGAAGAAAAGUUGACCAGAAAAUACGGGUCAUUGAAGGCUCCAGACGAGGGGUCGAUGUUUUGCGCUUGCGCAGAAGCCAGAUGCCAUAUUGGAACGGGGGUAGCAGCGGGAGCGGAGAGACGUGCUGAGUGCCGAGGCGAGGCGAGCACACCCAGCGGGGGCUCCGGCCGGAACUGUCCUGGAAUAACAAGAGGGAGGGGGAGAAAAAACUCGGGACAGGCGUCAUUGAGGAGGAAAAGCCAGAGGUCGAAUAAGCAGCGGCAGCCGCAGGUGUUGGAAUCGGAGGAAGCUCCCGGCCAGGGCACCUCUGCGGGCGCUUGGGACGAAGCGUGCCAUGCGGUGACGAGGUCUCCAGCUUGCAAGGAUGCAGUCGCUGGCCCAGGAUCAGGCGCCCAAGCCGCCCGCCUGUCCCAUUAACGGGAAGGAGGAGGCGGCGCUCCACUCAGAGGCGGAGGCCGUGGAGGAGCAAGAGGAGGAGGUGGAGUUUAACUGGCAGGAGCACAUGGCGGAGAUGGGGGCUGCCAGCGCCCCACACGGCGCCUUCAAACACGUGGAGGUGAGCCUGCAGAGCAGCUUCCAGCCCGGCAUGAAGCUGGAGGUGGCCAACAAGGAGGCGCCCGACACCUACUGGGUGGCCACGGUGGUGGCCACGUGCGGCCAGCUGCUGCUGCUGCGCUUCAGCGGCUACGCCGACGACCGCAGGGCCGACUUCUGGUGCGACGUCAUGACCGCCGAGCUGCACCCGGUGGGCUGGUGCGCCCCUAACCGCAAGACUCUCACGCCCCCCCAAGAUAAGCUGAGAAAAGCCAUCAAGGAGAAACACGCAGAUUGGACCGAGUUUCUGGUCGGCGACUUGACCGGCUCCAGGACGGCGCCGGCGAACCUGCUCGAGGGGCCGCUGCGAGGGAAGAACACAGUGGACCUGAUGGUCCCGGGAUCGGUCCUGGAACUCCGCGACGCGUCGGACCCCUUUCUGUACUGGCCGGUGCGCGUGGUCCGCAACGUCGGCGGCCGGCUCCGUCUGCGCCUCGCCGGCCUCUCGGACGAGCACCGGGCUCGCGACGCGUGGCUCUUUUACCUGGACAUCAGGCUGCGACCCCUCGGCUGGGCCCGGGAGAACCGGCUGGCUUUGGAGCCGCCCACAGAAUUGCAAAGUCUCAAAAGCGCCGCCGACUGGCAGCAAGCUUUGGAGGACGCCAGACGAGACGGAGAGACGAGCGCCGUGCCGCCGGAGGUGUUCAAGGACCACGCCGACCUGCCUGCGCACGCCUUCAAGGUGGGCAUGAAGCUGGAGAUGCUUUCUCCGUGGGAGCGCCUGCAGAUCUGCCCCGUUUCCGUCACCAAGGUUUUCGAUGAAAACUACUUCCAAGUCACCGCGGACGACCUGGCGGGCGACGGCGAGCCGCGCUCCGCGUUGUGUCACGCCAACUCUCCGGGCAUCGUGCCCAUCCAGUGGUGCCUGAAGAACGGCGUGGCUUUGGGGCGGCCGCGCGGCUACCGGGCCCCAGACUUUGACUGGGCCGACUACCUCGAGCAGAGCGGCGCCGAAGCCGCUCCCGACACCUGCUUCCCCGACGCGUGGCAGACUCGGCCGUUCGCCCAAGACGCGUGGCUGGAGACGGCGCACCCCGAGCGGCCGGCGGAGAUCUGCGUGGCCCGGAUCACUCGAGUGCGAGGACGUCUCUUGUGGCUUCGACUGGAAGGUGUGCCCAAGCGCUGUUGCGAGACCAUCGUGGACGUGGAGUCCAUGGACAUCUUUCCCGUGGGCUGGUGUGAGGCCAACGCUUACCCCCUCAACCCGCCCCUCGGAGCUGCCUGUGGCAAAGAACGGAAGAUGGUCGUGGUCCAGCCGGAGCAAGAAUUGGCGCCGCAGCCGUCACUCGCCGCGGAGCCGCCUCCGGCAGCCUAUCACUGCCAGCCUGCCCCCAACGACGCAGCCGGCGGUCGCUUCUGCUGCUCCAAGGUGUUUGUCAACCACCGCUGCUUCUCGGGGCCGUACCUCAACAAGGGCCGCAUCUCCGAGCUGCCGCAGACGGUGGGGCCUGGCAAGUGCACUCUGGUUCUCAAAGAGGUCCUCACCAUGCUCAUCAACGCCGCCUACAAGCCCGGCCGCGUCCUCAAGGAGCUGCAGGAGCUGGAGGAUCCCAGCUGGGACUGUCAGGAGGAGACCCUGAAAGCCAAAUAUAAAGGGAAAACGUACCGAUCCAGCAUCAAAAUCGUCCGCCUGGCCGAGCUCAUCCCGGACUUUUGUCGCAAAGUGUGCGUCAAGCUGCAGUGCUGCCCCAACCUCGUGGGCCCCGCGCUCGUGCCCGAAAAGUGCCCGGAGAGCUGCUUUGUUCAGACCAAAACCAAAUACACUUAUUACUAUGGCAAGAAAAGGAAGCUGCCCAAGCCGCCUGGAGGCGAGGACGACGCCGCCGCCGCCACAGCAGCAGCAGCAGGAGAGCCGCUCAAACCAAAGCGCAAGAAGAGGAAGAGCAUUUUUGUGCAGAAAAAGCGCCGAUCUUCAGCGGUGGAUUUGACUCUAGCUGGCUCAGGACAGGAAAGCGAGGAAGAGGACGGGGCGUCGCCAUCGGGCAGCGAGGCCACCAGCUCGGAGCCUCGCGACGACCUGACGGACGCGUCCUCGGUGGAGACCGUCGGGGGCCGCCCGCGUCGCGCCACGGCCCUGUGCAAGGUCGAGCCCCUGGGCACCAGCAAUGGGGCCGCCGGCAGCCAGGAGGCGCCAGAGGGCCGACGGCGGUCUGCGCGCCAGCUCCUCGGCAAGUACCAAGCAUCCAAAGACGAAGACGUGCAGGUAAGAAAAAGCCAACUGGUACACAGGAGGAGGAGGAGCCCCUGGUUCUGGACGGAAACCCACUGGAGUGGAGCGUGCAAGAGGUGGUCCAGUUCAUCAACUCCACUGACUGCGCAUCGCUGGCCAGCAUCUUCCAGGAGCAGGACAUCGACGGCCAGGCCAUGCUGCUGCUGACGCUGCCCACCGUGCAGGAGUGCAUGGACCUGAAGCUCGGGCCCGCUGUCAAGCUUUGCCACCACAUUGAGCGCGUGAAGGUGGCUUUUUACCGGCAGUAUGCCAAUUGACAUUGCGUUUGUUUCCCAAGCUGCGUGAGGACGAUCAAAAACAUGCCAAGAAAGCACAGAACACAAAAUCGAUUUUCAUUUCGUGGUCUUGGACGGCACAAGUCGCGGUUUUUUUCAUAGUUUGGGUGGGGGGGGCGACUUAUAUGUGAAUUUUUUCAA